Messenger RNA from Malus domestica (apple), 1089 nucleotides. Its product is annotated as chloride conductance regulatory protein ICln-like. The record is from RefSeq and is a predicted model, not a curated record. Gene Ontology annotation, cellular component: methylosome; cytosol; spliceosomal complex. Gene Ontology annotation, biological process: cell volume homeostasis; spliceosomal snRNP assembly; mRNA cis splicing, via spliceosome. Lineage: Eukaryota; Viridiplantae; Streptophyta; Magnoliopsida; Rosales; Rosaceae.
CCCAGAAGCCCGCACCGGUGGAAAAAGUGGCGGUUUUUUGGGUUGAGAAAAAAAAAUUGGCGCUUUAAACCCUGAAAGAAAAAAAUUAGUAAAACCCUAGAAAAUCAAAGAAACCGAAGUCUGUGUCUCUUCCCAGGAAGAAACCCGAGUGAGCAAGCAAAAUGGUAGCAGGGAUUAAAGAAUUCACUGCUCGAGUUGAAAGAAACGGUGUUGAUGAACCAGUUUUGGAUGCGGUGAAUGGUGAGGAGCUGAUGCAUGUUCGGCCUGGUGUUUCUAUUGUCCUCGGCAAUCAGCCCCCUGAGUUCCCUGGCACUCUAUAUAUCUCCACCAAGCAAGUGAUUUGGUUGAGUGACACUGACAAGGCGAAAGGUUAUGCUUUGGACUUCUUGUCUAUAUCACUGCACGCUGUAUCCAGAGACCCAGAGGCCUACACCUCUCCUUGUUUAUACACUCAGAUUGAAACUGAGGAUGACGAGGAUGAGUCUGAUGGUUUGGAUUCAGAACGCAAUGGUGACUUAGAUUUAUCCAAGGUCACAGAGAUGAGGCUCGUUCCUUCAGAUCCUAACCAGUUGGAUUCUCUGUUUGAGGUAUUUUGUGAGUGUGCUGAGCUUAAUCCAGAACCAAUUCAAGAAGGGGAAGAAGAGCAUAAUUGGAUUUUUAGCGCCGAUCAGUUGGAAGAUGAGGCAGUUGAGGACGAUUCUGAGUGGCCUGUUCCUCAAAAUCCUUCAAACUCAAUUGGUCAAUCUAACGGGGAUCAUGACCUAGCUCGUACUGUGCUUGAGCUUCAGAUCAACGAUCAACGAUUUGAGGAUGCAGAAGAAAUGGAGCAUGAAACCGACAGUGGCCGCCAUUAAAAUUCAUUCUCCUUUCAAGUUUCAUCUCGUUCAAGUGCUGCCUUUAACCCGUGUCACUUUCUUGUUAUGCGAUCGAAUCUUGCUGUAUAUGCAAACAAAUUGUCCUAACUCUGUUAGUCUGUGACAUCACAGGACUAGGGAUUUUGUGACAAGUACCAUGAUCCCUUUCUAUGAAUUCUAUGGUGUGCGUUUGUGGUAUCUUUAUGGAAAAUUAACCAUGGAUUCCUUUGGUACA